UCUGCGUCUGUCGCUUACUUAAGUGCUGUCCUUUCUCUUUGCUCACGCAGUAAGUCCGAUCGAUCCGGUUGCGUAGCGCGUGCACGGCUGAUCAAACACAUCUGUGCUCUCGAGCUCCACAUCACCUGCUGCUCGCACCAACUUCCUCUGACACAGUUGGGCCUGCGAUGCUGUAGUCUGUUAAGCCAGGACCUUGCUUGAGUACUCAUCCCCAGAAUGAGCUUCUCCCCUGGGCCAGUCACUAAGCCAGCCUCCCCUACCCUGCAGCAGGAGCUGGACUCACCUCCUCUUUCCUCCCCUAUUUACGCCUCCUCGCUCGGCAACCACACCAUCUGCAUUCCAUCUCCCUAUGUGGAGACCAGUCAGGAUUACUCACCACCACACGGGGGAGAAUUCAACCACGGAGCCCUAACACUCUACAGCCCAGUGUCCUCCACUUUGCUGGGAUUUUCCCAUUCCCCUGUGUCCGAAAGCUUGGUCCCACUCAGUCCGACAAUCUUCUGGCCUCCCCUUACCACACACACUGCACUCUCUCUCCACUGCCCACCUCCUUUGGCUCAUUGCGAAACGUACGCACACACCGGGUGGGAAGACGCGAAGACACUUAGCCUUAAUCAGAGCAGUUCUGUCCUUGCUCAUGCAAAGUUGUUAGGGCGGCAACUGGAAGGUGAUGAUGCCUUGAAUCCUUUGCCAGGGAUUGUGAGUAAAGGAGACACAUACUUCUGUGCAGUGUGUCAUGACUACGCCUCUGGGUAUCACUAUGGUGUCUGGUCAUGUGAGGGGUGCAAGGCUUUCUUCAAACGGAGCAUUCAAGGACACAAUGACUACAUUUGUCCAGCUACCAACCAGUGCACUAUCGACAAGAGCAGACGCAAGAGCUGCCAGGCCUGUCGACUGCGCAAGUGCUAUGAAGUGGGCAUGAUGAAGUGUGAUGUGAGGCGGGAACGCUGCAGUUACCGUGGUGCUUGUCAUCGCCGCACCCCCCAGAAUAGAGAAAGCUUGGGCGGGGCAUUAGGGGUCAGAGGUCGCUCCCAGCACCAUCUAGAAUUUCCUCUCAAUCCCCCUCAUCAUCCUUUCCCUUCAGGGGGUGGGGCUGAGCGGCGUGGCCUGAACCUCUCCCCUGAGCAGUUGGUGAACUGUAUUCUGGAGGCGGAGCCUCCUCAGAUUUACUUGCGAGAGCCAGUUAAGAAGCCGUACACAGAGGCCAGUAUGAUGAUGUCACUAACCAACCUCGCUGAUAGGGAGCUUGUGCUCAUGAUCAGCUGGGCUAAGAAGAUACCAGGUUUUGUGGAGCUGAGUUUGUCAGAUCAGGUGCAUCUAUUGGAAUGCUGCUGGCUGGAUAUUCUCAUGUUGGGAUUAAUGUGGAGAUCUGUGGAUCAUCCCGGGAAACUCAUCUUCUCACCAGACCUCAAACUCAACCGGGAUGAGGGGAGUUGUGUUGAAGGCAUAAUGGAGAUCUUUGACAUGCUGCUGGCCACCACCUCCAGAUUCAGAGAACUGAAGCUACAGAGAGAGGAAUAUGUGUGUCUCAAAGCCGUGAUCCUUCUAAAUUCCAAUAGUUGUUCAAGCUCACCACAGAACCUUGAUAAUGUGGAGAGUCGUGGGAAGGUUCUGAGGCUGCUGGACUCUGUGACUGACGCUCUGGUUUGGGCCAUCUCCAGAACCGGACUGUCCACACAGCAGCAAUCCAUUCGGCUCGCCCACCUGCUUAUGCUGCUCUCACAUAUACGACACCUCAGCAACAAAGGCAUUGAGCAUCUGUCGAGCAUGAAGAGAAAAAAUGUGGUGCUUCUGUACGAUCUUUUGCUAGAGAUGCUGGACGCGAACACUUCUCAGAGCAGCCGCAUGCUGCCGGCUGACACAGAUUCCGCCCACCAGCCAGACACACAACAGACCCCAGAAACCCAUCUAAACUCAUCAAGACUGCAGCCUGCAUUGAAAGAGAGCGACCCUGUGACCUGCCACAGUCCACAAGCGGAGUCACUGGACGAGACGUUGCAUUCUUGGUUGAACAGAGAGGAUAUGGACACAGACUGACAAUCUCCCUUUUGUGGGUUAAAAACCUUCCUGGAUCCAGAACUGCAUUCGGACCGGACUUGGCAGAAAGGAACUUUUAAUGACAAACGACAACCUGAACCAAACAGGGCUUACAAACAACUAAAUCCUGCUUCAACAAAACCAAAUUUGAGCUACAUUAUUUUCCUUUUUCUAUGACGUCAUCCCGAAAAUAAAUCCUUUUUCAUACAAUCAUAACACGUCGUGUUCAAUGUUCAAGAAACCUCAUAUGUUCUACCGCUGAAUCUUUUUAUAGAUAUAGCUGGUUCAUUUAAAGGUGAAGUUUGUAAUUUCUGCACCACUAGUGGCAACAAAUGGAAUUGCAAAAAUAAUGAUUGUGUUCAAACACUCCCCCCACUUGCCAUUGUUCAAUAAAACAAAUAGUCUUGCCCCAAACUCACGCCAUUGGUUAACAAAACAAAUAGUCUCACCCCAAACUCACACCACUGGUUGAGCCAGUGUUUUAAUGUCACCGGCCUGCACAAACAAACAGAUUGCAAUAGUGGCACAGAAAUUACAUACUGCUCCUUUAAAUAUUUGGUUUGUGUUCCUGCUCUUCAGCAAACUGACCAGUUAAGCAAUGGCGAAUGACUGCUAGUGAUGAUGAGGUUGAGUUUAGUGUAUCAAAGAUCUCAGAAAAAAUGCUGACUCAUUUGUUCCUCUCUUUCUCUGAAGACUGGCCAAACAACUAGCUAAAUGGAAACCGUGCGCACAUAAUAGUUUAUGCAUUAUCUGCACAUUGUCUGUCUAUAUAUAAGAUGUUGGUUGUAUUUGCUGUCCUGUGGUGCUCCUUGAUUGUAAAUCUUUUGUGGUUUAUAAAGUCCUUGUUUUUGACAGUAAACGUGAGACUGUGUUAAAAUCA
Molecule: messenger RNA, 2917 nt
Organism: Myxocyprinus asiaticus (Chinese sucker)
Lineage: Eukaryota; Metazoa; Chordata; Actinopteri; Cypriniformes; Catostomidae
Product: estrogen receptor beta-2-like
Exons: 10
Coding region: 217-2037 (606 amino acids)
Biological process (GO): cellular response to estradiol stimulus; regulation of DNA-templated transcription; estrogen receptor signaling pathway
Cellular component (GO): nucleus
Molecular function (GO): steroid binding; nuclear estrogen receptor activity; sequence-specific DNA binding
Source: RefSeq, a predicted model, not a curated record